Molecule: messenger RNA, 2398 nt
Organism: Marchantia polymorpha subsp. ruderalis
Lineage: Eukaryota; Viridiplantae; Streptophyta; Marchantiopsida; Marchantiales; Marchantiaceae
Source: the annotation of a GenBank genome assembly
GCGCUGGGCGUGGAGCUUGCGCGGAGCUUUGAAGCAGAAGCAGCAGCGGGCGACUCGAAGCUGUGCAGACGAGAGCAGUAGCAGCAGCAGCAGCGGGCGGGCGAGGAACCGAGCGGACGAGCGUGGCCAGCAGCAGCAGCAUCGUAUGUUUGGAUUCCCUUCGGUCGAGAGGAGAUCCCAAUUUUGAGCACGAUGGCCAUGGCGGUGGCCGCUUUGCGCCGCUUAGGCCAAGCGCAUGCUCGAUGCAACCCGGCAUUGCUCCAGUCUGUCCGAACUGGCUCGUCGUCUGCUCUUGCUAACGAGGAAGUGUACUCCAAGUUCGAGAACUCCAAGGAGAAAUCUCACGUAACAUGGCCGAAGCAAUUGAACUCCGACUUGGUGGAUGUGGAUCCGGAGGUUGCCGACAUCAUAGAAAUGGAGAAGAAUCGGCAAUGGAAGGGGUUGGAGCUCAUCCCUUCCGAAAACUUCACGUCUUUGUCAGUAAUGCAGGCCGUAGGUUCCAUUAUGACCAACAAGUAUAGUGAAGGAUAUCCUGGUGCUCGUUACUACGGAGGGAAUGAAUUCAUCGACAUGGCGGAGACUUUGUGUCAAAAGAGAGCACUAGCAGCUUUCCGCCUGGACCCUGAGAAAUGGGGAGUCAAUGUGCAGUCUUUGUCAGGCUCUCCUGCCAACUUCCAGGUCUACACUGCGUUGUUGAAGCCCCAUGAUCGUAUUUUGGCUCUCGAUCUGCCCCAUGGUGGUCACUUGUCCCAUGGAUACCAGACUGAUACGAAGAAAAUUUCUGCUGUGUCGAUCUUCUUCGAGACGAUGCCAUACCGAUUAGACGAAUCUACCGGACUGAUCGACUAUCCACAGAUCGACAGAUCCGCAACUCUUUUCAGGCCCAAGUUAAUCGUUGCCGGUGCAAGUGCGUACUCUAGGCACUAUGAUUACGCCACUAUGCGCCAGAUUUGUGACAAGACCAAGGCCAUUCUUCUUGCCGAUAUGGCACAUAUCAGUGGACUUGUAGCUGCGGGUGUGGUUCCCUCCCCCUUCGACUACGCGGAUGUGGUUACUACCACCACACACAAGUCUCUGAGGGGCCCACGAGGAGCAAUGAUCUUUUACCGCAAAGGAUUGAAGGAGGUCACCAAACAAGGAAAGGAGGUAUUCUACGAUUACGAAGAUAAGAUAAACCAGGCUGUGUUUCCUGGACUACAAGGUGGUCCACACAAUCACACAAUUACUGGCCUUGCCGUCGCCUUGAAGCAGGCUUCUACUCCAGAAUUUAAAGCCUAUCAAGAACAAGUUUUGAGGAACUCUUCUCGUUUCGCCGAGGCAUUGAAGGGAAGAGGAUACGAGCUUGUUUCAGGAGGUACUAGCAACCAUCUUGUACUCGUUAACCUGAAAAACAAGGGUAUUGAUGGAUCCAGAGUUGAGAGGGUGAUGGAGCUAGCUCACAUAGCAGCCAACAAAAAUACUGUUCCAGGAGAUGUUUCAGCAUUGGUUCCAGGAGGAAUCAGGAUGGGAACCCCAGCACUUACGUCGAGAGGUUUCACUGAGGAGGACUUUGAGAAGGUGGCUGAGUACUUUGACAAGGCUGUGCAGAUAGCCGUGAAAGUGAAGGGCGCCACUUCAGGAAAGAAGCUUGUUGACUUCAAGGCAACACUAGAGAGCAACGACAGUCUUCAGAAGGAGAUUGUUGGUUUGCGUGAAGAGGUGGAAGGUUACGCCAAAGAGUUCCCCACCAUCGGAUUUGAGAAAUCUUCGAUGAAGUAUAAAAAUUAGAUUCAUGUACUCUAAGACAGCGCAAACUUUAUUGCUGGACCGAAGUUGAAGAUUGGACACCCGUGCAUGGGUGGGUGUUUCAAAAGCAUCAUUCUGUCUUUAUAUCUUGAGAAGGACAUUGUCUUGUCUAAUCAAGUGAGCGUGUAACGUGAUCAGUAUUUGCCGAGAUUCAGGAUUUCAAAGGUAGCUCAUGAUUUGAACGUGUAAAAUAUCAGAAAUACGAAAGAUUACCUCUGCUAAAUGCGUGCCGUGAUUCUGCGUGAGGCUGUCAUUUGUCACCCUCUGCGCUCAUGGUUGUGGGGCAGGUUCUUAGGAUUUUCCAAGAGCUGGCGUACCUGUCGAUUGAAAAGCUAUAGCCUCUGCAGCAUAUAUAAGAAGAACUUAGCAUCAUAGAUUGUUCCAGGGCUAGUCUGACGUUUCACGACACCCCUGGAACGACGCGUGAGCGUAGAAGUGUGCUCAAACAUCAGACUUCUCUUCCUUCCCUUCCGUUAAAUGAUUGCGCGAACGCUUUCUACCAAAUUUAGGGCGGACGAUUCUGCCCGUUGUUAUAACCUCCCUGGCGUUUAUCUCGUCCUUGUCAGUGUAUAGUUGAGCACUUGAAUGUAAGGCUUGUUCUGUCCUCUGUUCA